Bombyx mori (domestic silkworm) is the source of this 7053-nucleotide messenger RNA. It is a transcript of the gene Set1, whose product is annotated as histone-lysine N-methyltransferase SETD1. The coding region runs from base 228 to 4751 and encodes 1507 amino acids. Gene Ontology annotation, molecular function: protein binding; RNA binding; histone H3K4 methyltransferase activity. The record is from RefSeq and is a predicted model, not a curated record. Gene Ontology annotation, cellular component: Set1C/COMPASS complex. NCBI's taxonomy places the organism in Eukaryota, Metazoa, Arthropoda, Insecta, Lepidoptera, Bombycidae. The transcript is spliced from 29 exons.
GACCAACAUGAAAAUGUGAAUUUCAACCCAUGAAGUAUUUGAUUUUUGUAAUCAAAUCUUUAACAAAUAAUAUUUCAGAAACAUCAUACUUCAUAGCAAACAAUUUAUUGUAGUCAACUGAGUGUUUCGAUAGUCGAGUUAUUGUAAAACUAUUAAAAAUGGUUUUCGUAUUUCUUGAAGCGAAAUUAAUGAAAUAUCAUCUAUAAACAUUAUCAAAUCCAGCAAAAAUGAAUGGAGGAAUGGAGCAUAGAACACCUGGUCACAAUGUAGUGCUUCACAAAGCACCUAAAAACUAUAAAUUACUUAUGGAUCCAUUCCUUAUAAAAGGAGCAACAAAAUUGUAUCGUUAUGAUGGUUUUGUUCCUGGUGACCCUACCUAUCCACCAGUUCAAAGUAGAGAUCCAAGGUCUCAGCUAUCCAGAAUAUGGAACAGAUUGGAACCAGCUGAUUUACCUGUACCUAGGUUCAAGAUUGAUAAAAACUAUGUCGGAACGCCUCCUCAAAUUGAAAUUACAAUAGGAAAUUUGAAUGAUAAUAUCGAUAAAGCUUUUUUAGCUGAUAUGAUGAAUAAAGUUGGCCCAUUUGAGGAAUUAACUAUAUUUUAUCAUCCAGUAACAAAUCGUCACUUAGGAUUUGCUAGAAUAGUUUUUCAAGAAGUAAAGUACUCCAGGAUGUGUGUGGAAAAAUAUAAUGGGAAAUCUGUUAUGGGCCAGGUACUAGAAGUCUUCCAUGAUGCAUUUGGUAAAAAAUGUCAAGAGCUCUUUGAAAAUAAGACAAUGGAAAAGAAACCACAGCUGUCAACUAUAAUUCCUAAGCCACCGAUACUAGAAGAAGUGAGAAUUCAAAAACCAUUGGAUCCCAUGCUCACAAAGCGAUUAGAAGAUACAAAAAUUAACGAAAAGGAUUUACCAUAUCCCCGCUACAAAGAUGUGGAACAGAGUGAUAGUAAUACUCGGUGGUCUGAUGAUGAACGUGAGUAUAGACAUCGGCAUCGUAGUAGGAGCGACAGAGACCGAGAUAAAGAUAGAGAUAGAGAAAGAGACAAGGACAGAGACAGGUAUAGAGAAAGAGAAAGAGAAAGAGAGAGGUACGCGCGCAGUACGACGGAUAGUGCUGAGCCCGCUUACACAGCGCCGAGUCACGCCCCCGACGUGUCCUAUACCCCGGCUCCUGCUGUACCAUAUGAUCCUUACUACCAACAGGGGUACGGGUACGGGUACACCGCGAGCAGCACGCCCGGCGCCGUGUGGUGGGGAGACUGGAGACACCCGCAGCACGGACACCACUCACAUUUGGAGGGAGCCACGAGUGGCGCUAGUUGGACCGCCGCCCCCGCCCCCGCCCCGGCUCCCGCCCCCGCGCCGCACCCGCCCCCCGCCGCCGUCACCGCGCCCCCGGAACGCUCGCCCGAGCCGACCCCGGGACUCGACAAUCAUAAGGAAACGCCGUCGGUUGAGAAUAAAGUGAUUGAUGUAGUGGAACCUCAUCCUCCCGAAGACGAGGCAGACGGCAAAGAACCUGAGACGAAGCCUCCACCUCCUGCUGAAGAAUCUAAGAAUGUUGAUCUUGAUACUAGAAUAGCGAUGUUGCUCAAAGGCGCUACCGGCGGUGGGGGGCUCGCCCCUCCUUUCUUGUCUCUAGGAAUGUCUUCGGAAGAAGAAGACGAUGAUAGAUUGCCUUCGAAAAUACCAGAUCUUGAUGCACACAACCCUCCCACUGACGAUGAAGGUUCAGCCAGUGAAGACAGAGAGAGCAUAGUAUCUGUUUCGCAAACAAGCGAAGUCGACCCCGAGCCCUUGUCCACAACACCCUCGCCGUACUUAUCCAGAGAAUUAUAUUUGGAGUGUCUCAAGAUAACCGUGGCUAAGAAAGCGAGACAGCAACAACGCAAGCUACUUCCGGCGAUAGACAAGAUCGGAUCCGACAUAUCGUCGUCCGAAGACGAGCUGCUGACGGGCGAGGAGCCGAGACGCUCUCCGGCCGCGCCGCCCAGUCAAGACCGCGACCAAGACAACUUAGAUGACGAUCAGAUGUCUCUGUCAUCGUUAUCUUCAACGGAGGCUAAAAUUGAAGAGCAAGUGCCCGCAGAGGCGUACUACUACCCACCACAUCCGCCACAUCCGCACUACUAUCAGACGCCGAUGUGGCCUCAUACAGCGUACCCGCCCCCCCCGUACCGGGCGGGCGCAGCGGGCGAGGUGCCGUACGGUGCGGCGCCGGGCUUCCCGCCGCCCGUGCUGCCGACGCACUACGCCACCUACAGCGGCCCGCAGACACAUGCGCAGGAAUUAGAUAAUCCCCACUUUUCAACGAUAAACAGCGUAAUAGAACGAGUCACGGCUGAGUUAAAACAAAUACUGAAGAAAGACUUCAACAAGAAAAUGAUAGAGAACACUGCCUUCAAAAACUUCGAGGUUUGGUGGGACGAACAGAGCAGGAAAAUGAGACAGGUCAAGCCUAAAGAAGAUAACCAACCUUUACAGGAUAUUUCCAAUAAAAAAGAGGAAGCUGUGGAUUCUAUAAAGUCGAUAAUGGAGUCUCGAGAGCUGGGUCUAGAUCUGGGUGGUUACGGUAUUGGUAUAGGUCUGGGCUUGCGCGCUGCUAUACCCAAAAUGCCAAGCUUUAGAAAGAAAAGGAAGAUUCCUUCGCCUGUUCUUAUGGAUGAGGACUCGUCGAAGAGGCUCAGUGAUCAGGAAGAGAUGGUGCAGCAUUCGGACGAAGAAAAAGAAGUUCCGACCAGCCCUAGGAACAGAAGUACAGGAUCAUAUUUGUCUAGGAGUAGGAGACGACAGUCCAGCAGUUCAUCUAGGUCAUCAUCAUCAUCAUCAAGUAGGUCGGAUGAGUCGGAGGAAUCAGAGUCGGAACACAAGGGUCCCGCGCCCCGGAUAUAUUCUGAUACUGAUGACGAUUCAGAACUAGACGAGGCUGAGCUCAAGGUUGUGUCAAAUAAAGAAAGGUUAAGACGUGUCUACUCGUCUUCUGACAGCGAAGAGGAGAGCAGAAUGAGAGAAAAGACUCCAAUACCGCCUGUAGAAGCGUCAGACACGGAAGAGAGGUUAGGAUCGCCCAUCAUGUCUCCUGAAGAACCACGAGAUUUGAUACUGGAUCGAGUAUACUCUGACUCUGAAGAAGAGAGGGAAUAUCAGGAAAGGCGAAGACGAAACACCGAGUACAUGGAACAAAUAGAACGAGAAUUCUUGGAAGAACAACGACAGAAGAUGGAAGUCGACACCCAGCCGCAGCCUGAGAAACCUCCCGACGACAGUACACACGAUAGCAAACCAGAUGCACCCAUAAGCAGUCCAAUUAAGAAUCACAUUAAAUCUCCCGAGAAGAAGCCGGACACGGAAAUCGAAGAUGGCGAGAUCACUUCGGAGGACGAGACGCUCAAAAGUCGCAGGAAGAAGGAACGACGCUCUAAGAAAAUUGAAAAACGACAGCGAGCUAUCUCCGCAAGCGACAGUAACACCGAGACCGCCAAUGGAGUUAAUGGUGUUAAGGAUGGCAGCAGCGCUGUGUCGGAGACGUGGUCGCCGCAGUCACAGACGUCACAAGCGUCCCAGGCGUCACAACUGUCGCAGGCAUCUCAAGCGUCUCAAGUGGCGCUCGACCACUCGUACUGCAGGCCGCCGCCCGACGCAGAACCGAGACUCUCCAACCAUCUGCAUCAUGAUCACGGUUACACAUGGAUGGCCGAACCAGAAAGCACCUCUCCUGUCCCGGAGCCACCGCAAACUGAAUCCAGUAACCAAGAGAAGAGACCUUAUAAACGGAAACAUGAAACCAAAAAAUUAUCUGAGAUACAAAACAAGCUACACGAGCCGGCGGCGGGGGGCGUGCAGUUCGCGGCGCGCGAGAUCAUGGGCGAGAUGACGGUGAUGUACGAGUUCCUGACGCGCGGCAUCGACCGCGAGGACGUGGAGUACCUGCGCCGCGCGUACGAGGCGCUGCUCAGCGGCGACGCGCACGGCUACUGGCUCAACGACACGCACUGGGUCGACCACCCGCCCACCGACGUGCUCUACGGCCCGCCCAGGAAGAAGUCCAAGCGGCACAACAACAUCUACGAGGACCUACAGGGUCACUCGAGUGGGUCGGCGCGGACGGAAGGAUACUACAAGCUGGACGCGAAGAUAAAAGCCAAGUACAAGUAUCACCACGGGCGCACCACCGCCGCCGCGAUACAAGCGCCGCCUGAUGAUAAGAAAGCUUCCAAGAUGCAACUGCUAUCGAGGGAAGCUAGGUCAAACCAGAGGAGAUUGCUCACGGCUUUCGGAACCGACACGGACUCCGAUCUUCUGAAAUUCAAUCAGCUCAAGUUCAGAAAGAAGCAGCUUAAGUUUGCUAAGUCUGGUAUCCACGACUGGGGCCUGUUCGCUCAGGAGCCGAUAGCGGCGGACGAGAUGGUGAUCGAGUACGUUGGGCAGAUGAUCCGGCCCAUAGUGGCGGACGUACGCGAGGCGCACUACGAGGCCACCGGCAUCGGCAGCUCCUACCUCUUCCGCAUCGACCUCGACACCAUCAUCGACGCCACCAAGUGCGGGAACCUCGCCCGGUUCAUCAACCACAGUUGUAAUCCGAAUUGCUACGCUAAAAUCAUAACAAUUGAGUCACAGAAGAAAAUCGUGAUAUAUUCAAAACAGCCGAUCGGUGUCGACGAGGAAAUUACAUACGACUACAAGUUCCCGCUCGAAGAUGAGAAAAUUCCGUGCUUAUGUGGCGCGCCGCAGUGUCGCGGCUUCCUCAAUUAAACUCCUGUACAUAAUCCUCAUAUGUUUUUCCGAUUACAUUAUGAUAUGAUUUCCUACUAAAAAGAUUUUAAUGUAAAAUUAUGAUUUGUCUAUUAAGACUAAUUUCACACGCAAAUUCCUCAGACAUCUACUGUACAUCAUAUUACUGGUGGUAGGACCUCUUGUGAAUCCGCGCGGGUAGGUACCACCACUCUGCUUAUUUCCGCCGUAAAGCAGUAAUGUGUUGCGGUUUGAAGGGUAAGGCAGCCGUUGUAACUAUACUGAUACCUUAGAACUGAUAUCUCAAGGUGGGUGGCGCAUUUACGUCGUAGAUGUCUAUGGGCUCCAGUAACCACUUAACACCAGGUGGGCUGUGAGCUCGUCCACCCAUCUAAGCAAUAAAAAAAAAUCGUAAAUGUAGAAAACGAAUUGUUAAUAUCAAGAUGACGAACGCCACGCUAUCCAUUACAUAAUACAUUAGAAACUUUGACCUCUAGCUCCAAUAAGGGUCGUGCCAUCCUUAUGUCUACGCUCCCUAAUCCUAGAUCAAUACAAAACAUAAGUAAAUAGCUAUUGUUGCUCCCCCUUCGUUACGUUUGGUGCUGUUUUAUUGUAGUUAAUUAAAUCUGUAUGUUAAAGGUCUGAUUCUUUAUUUAAGCCUUUCAAUCUCACGCCUCGUAUUCUUGAAUAAAUGGAAUAAAAUUAUUAAGGGUACUAGAAGCUAAUUUCAACCGAUCAUCUGUAAGCAUGCACCGUUGAUUUGGUACACGAGUAUUGAAAGAUCUUUUAAAAGUUAAUUACGUCACGCUAACCAUUGACAGUGUCCGAUCAGCGCAUAGUGACGGCUUUCAUAGGCAGCGGUGUCCGCUUUCCAUCAGAAAAGCUGCGUGCUCAUCUACUUGCUGAGGGAUUUAAAAGGGAGGGAAAUCGGUAAUCAUUGAAGCGCAUUCGUUGGUUCUUUGUUUUUGCUAUUGGCCCAAUCAGGAGUAAUGUAGACGAACUUUGAUAAACACAUCGUCUUCUCGCCUUAAAACUGUAUAAUCUCAAAACUUACUAAAUUUUCCAGGAUCUUUACAAAAAAAAAAAUUAAUUUUAACAGUUACAUUAUCUGUCUUUUAAAGUAAGAUAAAAUUAUGUAUUAAUUUUGUUAAUAGUAGUCAAAACAUAGUAAACUAAAAAAAAAACUAAAACUAAACUACGCUCUUUUGACAGUAUUUAUGAGAAAAAUACUGGUGAUACCAAUGAUGCUUCCGCAUAUUAUCUCAAUUUCGAAUAUUUUGGAAAUUGUACACUUUUAAUGCGAAAAGACGACAUGUCUACACUCACGCUUGUCUAAUUUAUCUCCAAGAUUAAGAUUUUAUGCCGGACCGUUUUGUAUGUGAACAUGUAUUUUCCGGGCUUUCGUUCCCAAUGAAGCAGACGGUUCUGUGCCGAGAUGAUAUGGUCUUAAUAAUGUCUCGAAUUAGACUAUGAAAAGACUAUUCAUGUGUCUGGUUAUUAUUUGUGAAUAACAAUAGAAGAAUUAAAUUAUAAAUUUACACACCAUUUGUAUAUGUUUUUUGUAAAACCCCAAAAAAUAAAUUGAAAAGAAAACUGAUGAAAUUACUUUAACGCAGCGAUUGUAACAUAAGCUUACUUCUGAACUGUCCACGCCUCAAAUGUUUUUCUUUAGGGUGUGAUUCUUUCUGAAUUGUAAAUUUUACGUUUUUAAAGUGUAGCAUAGCAUCUAAUCACUGCCUUGGUACGUUUACGAGUAAUAAGUUAUAUUCGGAGUUGUGCUUAGCAUGUAAGCAGCUUCAAGGGAAUCUAUUAUCAGUCAAAAGUUUCUAUAAAAUAAUAAAAUCUCAUUGAGAAGGUCGUGUUGUUUAAAAGCGACCCAGUGUAACAUGUAGAAGUAGCCUCAUUGUAUUAUAUUAUUUUGACUGAAUUCUAAAGAUAUGAUUGACUAGCGUAGAACGUCGAAUAACUAACUUGUAUUAUAUUAUGUUGUAAAUUGUUUGUGUAAAAAGAUCUCUGCUGUUACACCACAUAUUAAUAGUACACUAUUAAAGUACAUGAUCUUGUAACGGAGUUGAUUUCGGUAGAAAUCUCUUAUGAUUGGUGUUGUGUAGGUAGGUAUGUUUUAUAAAUUUGGGAAGUUGUUAGGAGUAUAAUAUAUUAUUGGAAAAAAAUAUUAAAUGAACUCGCCAACUUUCUGAAUUCCACUUCAUAUGUAAUUUUAAAUGUAUGUAAGUUUGUAAAUAAAAUAUAAGACAAUUUUAUGGAUAAUGGUUUUUAUGAUUCUAAUAUUGAGUGCGUAAAAAAUAAAAGAUAUAAUUCUGAA